AUGUUUCAAACAGAAAGCUCGGGACAAACAAGCCACACAGGCGCUGCAAAAAAGCGCGAGUCAGUGAGGGGCGCAGCGCUGUUUGAUAAGGCAGUUCUUGCGCUUAUUUCUCUUGAGCUGGCUCGGCCAAUGGGCUCGCUUUUCCAGCACUGCGCACAUCUUUUCGUGUGCGGGGUUCUUGUAUUCCCGUUCGCACAGGAUCUGACAAAGAGCGAGGCUUUUGCGUGCUUUGGCGCCAUCCACUGGGUUAUGCAGAGAACGCAGAUCUCUGGGGAGAUUUUCUACACUUUGCUGGCGCGAAAUCAGAGGGCGUCGCUCGCCUGCUGCAUGCAUCGCGUUGGGAUGUACGGGAUAAAGUCGCUGUUUGCAGACAUAAAAACGCCCCGGGGGCUGCUUCUGUGGAUGCAGAGCGCGUACUUUAUCCUUAUGUGUGUUCUCGGGCUGAGGCUCCUUUUCCGGGCAAACUCUUCAGCAAACGCGAAGAGAAAGUUUUUGCAUCUUGGGAUUUUCCUGUACUACUACAUAUUUCCCCAAGACUUGCUGCGGGUGCAUUCUGUCUGCAUUCUAUUUUUAAUGCAUGCCUUUUCGCAGAUAAUGAAAGUUGCCGAGCGCGCGUACAACAUAAGCGAGCGAGAUCUUCUUUCCUCGUUUCUCACGGAAAAAGACCGGAAAGGAAUUGUUUCGCACAUUCUCCUGGUGGCAGCGUUCCUCUUCGUGCUCGAGGGGCUUUCCGGAGACAGGGCGCGGACUCUUUUUGUGCUGUCCUCGCUGGGCAUAGUCGACGCGGUCUCGUGCUUCUUCCCAAAGUCUCCGAACACGCACAAAAGCAAGCUUGGCAGCAUAGUCGGAGGCAUCUUGGCCAAGUGCGUGCUGAGUGCCAUGGGCGUGGACUAUCCGCUCUGGAUGUACUUUGUGCUAGGCUUGGGAGAGUUCUAUGCGCACAUGAACGACAACAUCCUUCUGCCUAUUUUGGCUGUUGGCGUCUCGUCGAUUAGAUACAAAUAG
Nematocida major is the source of this 1005-nucleotide messenger RNA. RefSeq lists its product as uncharacterized. Bases 1 to 1005 code for a protein of 334 amino acids. NCBI's taxonomy places the organism in Eukaryota, Fungi, Microsporidia. The record is from RefSeq and is a predicted model, not a curated record. The transcript has a single exon.